GCUCGGCCGAUGCACCGCGCGGCGACCCGGAGGUGGUCUGUGUUUGGCACCUCGGACUAUUCAGAGCCCGCCUGUGACCCUCACCCAGGCUUCCUGUAAAGGGUGGAUGCCUGAGGCAGGGGGGCCUCGGGGAGCACCCGCAGCACCGGCACCAGCAGCCGGCCCUCCAGCCACGCUUAGCAGCAUCGCCACAGCAACCAGCGCCCAGACGGCAGCAGCCUAGGCAGACGCAAGCAGACAGCUUCCCACCGUCGGGAGGACGGGGAAUGACCACGGCGAAUCAGGCCCCACAGCAGCCCAGGGAGGUGGAGUGUCCCUAGAGGGAGGGCCGGUCACCUCCAGCAGCAGGCGCACGCCAUGCCAGCUGGAGCAGAGGCGCUGGGGCAGGGGCUGCAUUGGGGCCCGGCCUCGCCUCCCUACCUGCGCUGAGCGCUCCGAGGGCCACCUGGUUUCCUCUGCCAGACACACCUGGACCCGUGUCUCAGCAUUCCUGUCCCCUGCUCCAAGUCUGGGCCCGCCGCUGCCGGACCAUGGGAUGUCGGCAAAGCUCAGAGGAGAAAGAGGCGGCGCGCAGGUCCCGGAGAAUUGACCGCCACCUGCGCUCUGAGAGCCAGCGGCAGCGCCGAGAGAUCAAGCUGCUCCUUUUGGGCACAAGCAACUCGGGCAAGAGCACCAUUGUAAAGCAGAUGAAGAUCAUCCACAGCGGCGGCUUCAACCUAGAGGCCUGCAAGGAGUACAGACCUCUCAUCAUCUACAACGCCAUCGAUUCGCUGACCCGCAUCAUCCGCGCUCUGGCUGCCCUCAAGAUCGACUUCCACAACCCUGACCGCGCCUACGACGCCGUGCAGCUCUUCGCGCUGACCGGCCCCGCCGAGAGCAAGGGUGAGAUCACACCCGAGCUGCUGGGCGUCAUGCGGCGGCUGUGGGCCGACCCCGGGGCACAGACCUGCUUCGGCCGCUCCAGUGAGUAUCACCUGGAGGACAACGCCGCCUACUACCUGAAUGACCUGGAGCGCAUUGCGGCGCCCGAUUAUAUCCCCACCGUGGAGGACAUCCUGCGCUCCCGGGACAUGACCACGGGCAUCGUGGAGAACAAGUUCACCUUCAAGGAGCUCACUUUCAAGAUGGUAGAUGUGGGUGGGCAGAGGUCAGAGCGCAAAAAGUGGAUCCACUGCUUCGAGGGUGUCACGGCCAUCAUCUUCUGUGUGGAGCUUAGCGGCUAUGACCUGAAGCUCUACGAGGACAACCAGACGAGUCGAAUGGCAGAGAGCUUGCGCCUUUUUGACUCCAUCUGCAACAACAACUGGUUCAUCAACACCUCACUCAUCCUCUUCCUGAACAAGAAGGACCUGCUGGCGGAGAAGAUCCGGCGCAUUCCUCUCACCAUCUGCUUCCCUGAGUACAAGGGCCAGAACACCUACGAGGAGGCCGCCGUCUACAUCCAGCGGCAGUUCGAGGACCUGAACCGCAACAAGGAGACCAAGGAGAUCUACUCCCACUUCACCUGUGCCACCGACACCAGUAACAUCCAGUUUGUCUUUGACGCGGUGACAGACGUCAUCAUACAAAACAAUCUCAAGUACAUAGGUCUUUGCUGAAAAGCCAGGCCAGCUCAUUUGCCUGUGGUAAACCCACGGGGUGUCAUACCCCCACCUGUGCUAGGGAGAUGCAGCCCAGGGGCAGAAAAUGGGGGACCUCAAGAAUGUCCCCCUGCUCCUCCACCUCCUUGGCCCUUAUGAUUCCACAAACAUAAAUAUAUAUGGAUAGAUUGCUAAGUAGGUAGACACACACACACACACACACACACACACACACACACACACCUGAAGAUAGCAAAGUUCCCCAAAGCAUUGAGGUCUCUUGAAGACUUGAGGAUCUGUCACCAAGUUCACUACAAGCCCUUCCUGCCCCUUCACUUUGCCUUCCUGAGUCAGCCCCACUCUGCAUGGGGGUCCUCGUGGGACAAUUGGGAGAGGUGGCCGCCCACGCCCAGGUCACCUGGAGAAGGCCAGCUCUGCCCGAGCUCCGGACUGAUGACCUUUCCGCUGAGCAGAAGGGAGGACCAGGCCAGGGUCCGCGCCUGCCCUGCUGGCCACACCCACUAACGGCCUACUUUGUACCGUGUCUGUUCUGGAACCAGGGUGUACAGCCAGAUGACAGCACUAACCAGACCUCCAGCCACUCACAGCUCUUUUUAAACAGCUUCAAAAUAUGCAGCAAAAAUCCACACAAUAACAUGAGUGGCGCGAUUUGUUUCAAACUAGGCCAGCUGGGUUCCAGCUUUUCUUCUACUAGUCUGAUGUUUUAUAAAUCAAAACCUGUUUUUUCUUCUCUGACAUCUUUUUUUUUUUUUUUUUUUUUUUUUUUUUUUGGCCAAAUCUCGUGGUGUUUCGCAGAAAAACAGAAAUACAGAAAAUUUCAAAUGCAGUUGAGUAUUCUUUUUUAAAUGCAGAUUUCCAAAACAUAUUUUUUUUCCAGGUGGUCUUUUUGUGUCUGGCUUGCUGAGUGUCAGAGUUGUUCUGUGGACGAGUGUGUCCCUCUGCUCACUCGAGCGUCGCCCUGCGGCAGACUCGAGGGCAGUGUUGUACAUAAGCCUGUGCAGCGUCCUCUUGUUCCUGGUGCGGUUUCUGCUUUGUUUUUAUUUCAGAAAAUCAAUGUGGUGUAUUUAAAGAAGGUUCUUCACCUAGAGCGAAUGAACAAUAGCUAAAUGUCUUGGUAUUUAAAGAAUAAGUUAUCUGUGGCUUUGCAAGUGGAGGAAAGGUGAGAGGUGGGACAGCGCCUGAGACAGGCUGAGCGCAGUUACGACUCCUGUGAAGGCUCAGCCAACCGUGUAGCCUGAGGGAGGCCCUGCCGGGACCCUGUGUGGCCCUCCCUGCCCAAGGCCUGUGGCACUGGCCCUGAAAGAACCUUGGGCAAGGGCCCUGUGUAAAUACAAACCCCAAACCCUGCUGUCGAGAGCGAAGGCACCGCCAGAGCCCUUGCCAAAUCUCUCGGUCUUUGUUCAGUACCCGUGUGUCCAAGGUCAGUGUGCAGAGUCACAGCCAUGAACUUUAAGAGAUGUACAGAGGGAAAGAGGAGCUGGUGAUCGUAUGAAAGUCAAAGAUUGUCUACUUUAAGAAAAUAAAAUACCCUGAAUGA
Talpa occidentalis (Iberian mole) is the source of this 3138-nucleotide messenger RNA. It is a transcript of the gene GNAZ, whose product is annotated as G protein subunit alpha z. Gene Ontology annotation, cellular component: heterotrimeric G-protein complex. Bases 531 to 1598 code for a protein of 355 amino acids. NCBI's taxonomy places the organism in Eukaryota, Metazoa, Chordata, Mammalia, Eulipotyphla, Talpidae. The transcript has 4 exons. Gene Ontology annotation, biological process: adenylate cyclase-modulating G protein-coupled receptor signaling pathway. The record is from RefSeq and is a predicted model, not a curated record. Gene Ontology annotation, molecular function: G protein-coupled receptor binding; GTP binding; GTPase activity.